Messenger RNA from Pyrgilauda ruficollis (rufous-necked snowfinch), 3079 nucleotides. RefSeq names its product SPT2 chromatin protein domain containing 1 (gene SPTY2D1). NCBI's taxonomy places the organism in Eukaryota, Metazoa, Chordata, Aves, Passeriformes, Passeridae. The transcript is spliced from 6 exons. Gene Ontology annotation, molecular function: histone binding; DNA binding. Gene Ontology annotation, biological process: regulation of DNA-templated transcription; nucleosome assembly. Bases 78 to 2213 code for a protein of 711 amino acids. The record is from RefSeq and is a predicted model, not a curated record. Gene Ontology annotation, cellular component: nucleolus.
GCGAGGCCGAGCGGGCGGGGGGCGGCGGGCAGUGCGAGCGGGGCGGCUGCCGCAGCCCCCCGUGUUCCGGCCUGGCCAUGGAUUUCCACAACAUUCUCGUGAUGGCCUCGGAGCAGCAGGGGCUGAACGCGGUGCCGAAAAGGUACAGUUUGGCUGUUGGGCCUCCCAAAAAAGUUCCCAAAGUCAAGGGUGUAGAGUCUGCAGCAGUGCAAGCAUUUCUCAGACGGCAAGAAGAAGAAAAGAGAAAAAAAGCACUGGAAGAAAGAAGGAAGAAAGAGCAGCUCUUGGCGAGGCGUAUUGAACUGAAACAUGACAGAAAGGCAAGAGCUAUGGCCUCACGAACAAAGGAUAAUUUUUAUGGCUAUAAUGGUGUUCCUGUUGAAGAGAAGCCUAAAAAGAGGAGGGCUUGUGAGAAUGUUGCUCAGGCCUCAGAGGCUGAGUAUGCAACAGAAGAUGAAACUGAGCAACUUGAAUACAGUCAGACGGAAUCUGAGCAUGAGCAAGAAGAGUAUGAAGAGAAGCCAUCCAAAGCUGCAGUGAAACCAAAGGCACCUCCCAAAAGUGCACCAGCACCUCUGAACUUUGCAGAGCUCUUGAGGCUUGCUGAAAAGAAACAAUAUGAACCGGUGGAAAUAAAACCAGUGAAAAAGGUAGAAGAGAGGCCCAGAACAGCAGAAGAAUUGAGAGAGAGGGAGCUUUUGGGACGCAAAAACAAAAAAGUAGAAAUGCAUAAGAAAAGUGAGAAGGAGAUUAAGCCUACAGGGAUAUCCAGUUCUUCAAAAAAACUGUCUUCUCAAAAAGCAUCUGUAAACACAAAACAAAAUAAAAGCUCCGUAGAUAAACAUUCCACAUCUAAAAGCAGUCUAUCGCUUUCUAUGGGUAGUAUUGAUAAGAAAUCCAAAACACCAGCAUUGACUGAAAAACACCCACGGUCGUCAUCUUCUUCCAGACUUGAUCAAAUGGAAAAAACCUCACAAAAUGGUUCCUUAAAAAGCUCUACUGGUAGCAGUCAUAAUAAAUUACCUGUCAAUGGUAUGAGAAAGUCUGGCUCAGGUUCUCACGUGCCACCCUCAAAACCCACGGCCAAUGGGGCUCAGAGAAUGCCAUCUGUGAAAGAAUCCAGCCUGAAAAAGUCUGUCCAUGCAAAACCAGGAAAACCUGUGGCUCUUCAACAUGGAAUCAACUCCAAUGCAAAACGAUCUGGCAGCAGCUUAGGAAAAGGAGGACCUGGACAUCCCGGUGGUGGUUCAAGUGCAGGACCGGGACGAUCAAGCAGCAAUUCUGGCGUGGGACCGGGAAGGCCAGGAAGUGGUUUAAGCUCAGGACCUGGGCGGCCGGGCAGCAGCUCAAGCACGGGACCUGGGCGGCCUGGCAGCAACUCAAGCACGGGACCUGGGAGGCCUGGCAGCAGCUCAAGCACAGGACCUGGACGACCGGGAGGUGGCUCAGGCGUGGGACCGGGAAGGCCGAUGAGCAGCUCGAGCACGGGACCUGGGCGACCAGGCAGCAGCUCAGGCGUGGGACUUAAGCGACCAGGCGGCAGCUUGGGCACUGGACCGGGAAGGCCGGGCAGCAGCACAAACAUAGGACCAGGGCGGCCAGGCAGCAGCCUGGGAACAGGACCAGGAAGGCCAGGAAUCAGUCCAAGCACAGGAGCCAAGCGACCAGGCAGCAGCUUGGGCACUGGCCCAGGGAGGCCGGGCAUCAGCACAAGUGCAGGAUCUGCACGACCAGGCAGCAGCCCAGGCACAGCUGUGAAACCCAAGUGUACUGUUGUGUCAGAAACCAUUUCUUCUAAAAACCUCGUCACAAGACCUAGCAAUGGACAGAUGAAUGGAAUGAGACCUUUUCCAGGGCAUAGACCUGUUCUUCAUCCACAAGGUCUUGGAAGACCACCUAUUAGUUACAAAAGACAAAUAGAAGAUGAUGAUGAUGAUGAAUAUGACUCUGAAAUGGAUGACUUCAUUGAAGACGAAGGGGAACCUCAAGAAGAAAUAUCAAAACACAUUCGGGAAAUAUUUGGCUAUGACCGGAAAAGGUACAAAGAUGAAAGUGAUUAUGCCUUACGUUAUAUGGAGAGCAGCUGGAGAGAGCAACAGAAAGAAGAAGCUAGGAGCUUGAGACUCGGUGUUCAGGAAGACUUGGAAGAGCUGAGACGGGAAGAAGAAGAACUGAAACGCAAGAGACAGUCUAAGAAGCUGAGGACACGUUAACUGACUUAUGGUGUUGACUUGGUUCAUGUUUCUGCUCCCCUCUGCCUCCAUACAUCUCUUAUUCUACUUCAGUUUCCAUUUGCUUGUUAGAGGGCAAAAGAAUAUUUAAAGGGAUUAAAGUACUGAAAAGCAAGGCUUUAGCUUGACCUAAAUAAGAUAUUUAUUUUUAAUACUUGCCAGGGUUGGUUUUUUAUGAAGAAAUCAAUGCACUAAUGCAUAUUAAAUGGAAUAAAAUUAAUAGAUGUUUCCAUUGAUUUAACCAGUUCAAGAUGCCAGCAGAAAUAUUGACUAGCUAUGCACUGACUUGGAACUGCGUGGGCCACGUACCAGUAAACCAAUUUUGCAUUCACUUGAAAGUAAGGAAUAGCAUUCUUCUUCCCUGAUAUUUCUUGAGACUUGGAGAGAUUGUUCUAUAUCCUGCCCUGUUUCCCAACCUGAGCCUCAAAGUGUUAAAAUGUCAUCUGUACAACAGUAGCUUGGGUGUAAAUUCAGCCACAGCCCACAGGUGUUUAAGGCAAUAAAGUGCUGCAGAUCUUUAGAACUGAGGACCCAUAAAAAUAAUUUGAACCUCUUUAUUUCUAAACAGAAAAGUGCAUGUCAUUUGCAAACUGUGCAGUGAUGGAUAUGGCCAAAAGAUUAUGUUGGCUUUUGCUGUGUCUGGAAUUCCAGUGCCAGUCUAAUUCAGUAUGAGAAACACACACCCUGGAAACAGAAAUUUCUAGUGUUUGUAUGUAACCUGUGCUUUUGGGCUCAAGCAUAUGCUUGGGAAUUCUUCUCCUGCCCUGUAAAUUUUCAGAUUUAUUUAACAGCUUCUGCUGCUUUACAAACUGUGUUUUUUCUUGCAUUAAACAUCCGAUGGUUAAAUU